GACAGUUGUUGAACGCAUUUGUUAGCAAGCUAGGCUAAUUUGCACCGAGAGUGAAGAGCGCUCACUUCCCCAUCCGGAGAGGAGGCGCAGGGAGCGGCACAAAUAGAAGCUUCUCCAUCGAUCACACUGCCAAGCAAACACCUUCCAUCAAUUUCCAGCCAUGGCAGAAGCUCACCAAGCUGUGGCAUUCCAAUUCACCAUAACACCAGAGGGCAUUGAUCUGCAGCUUUCAUAUCAGGCGCUGAACCAGAUCUACCUGUCAGGAGCACGAUCGUGGAAAAAGCGGGUCAGCCGCAUAAGAAACCGAGUGAUCAAGGGCAUGUAUCCAGCCAGUCCUUCAUCCUGGCUAUUUGUUGUCAUUGCCAUCCUGGCCACCAUGUACAUGCGCUCUGAUCCUAGCAUGGGGCUCAUUUCCAAGAUCCAGCAACACCUUCCCCUCAGCCUGUCACUCAGCGCUCAGGGCCAGACGAUGCUUUCGGCGCUGGUUUUCAGCACGCUGCUGUGGCUCUCCCUUAUCCUUGCUCUCAGGUUCUGCCUCAAGCUCCUUCUCUCCUACCACCGGUGGAUGUUUGAGCAGCACGGUCGAGUUUCCAACGCCACCAAAAUCUGGGUGACUCUACUGAGGCUCUUAUCUAGCAGGAAGCCGCUACUCUAUAGCUAUCAAACGUCGCUACCUCAUCUGCCUGUUCCUGCCAUAAAGGACACACUGAGCAGGUACUUGGAGUCAACACGCCCUCUGUUGUCCGAGCCUGAAUUUAAAAGGAUGAAAACACUGGCCGCGGACUUUGAAUGCAACCUGGGAAAUCGACUCCAACGUUAUUUAAAACUUAAGGCUCUCUGGGCUACGAACUACGUGAGUGACUGGUGGGAGGAAUACAUUUACCUUCGAAGCCGAGGCCCCAUAAUGGUCAACAGUAACUACUACGGCAUGGACUUCCUGUUUGUAACUCCAACUUCCAUCCAAGCCGCCAGGGCAGGAAACACAAUUACAGCCAUGCUCCUCUACCGCCGCAAAGUCAACCGAGAGGAACUCAAACCGAGCCGCGUUCCGGGUACUGUUAUCCCCCUGUGUGCAGCCCAGACUGAGAGGAUGUUCAACACAACACGUACUCCGGGAGUUGAAACUGAUGUUCUCCAGCACUGGCUGGAUAGCGAGUUUGUUGCUGUGUAUCACAAGGGACGCUAUUUCCGCUUGUGGGUGUACCGGGCUGGCCGCCUGCUAUCUCCCAGGGAAGUUGAGUAUCAGAUUCAGAGGAUCCUGGAUGACCCUUCACCUCCACAACCCAGAGAAGACAAAUUAGGAGCCCUCACUGCUGGAGAUAGGAUUCCUUGGUCUCAGGUGCGAACGCAGUACUUCAGCUCCGGCGUCAACAAGCGAUCCUUAGAUGCCAUCGAAAAGGCAGCUUUCUUCGUGACCUUGGACGACGAAGAGCAAGGUAUGAGAGGAAACGACCCGGCGGGGAAUUUGGACCGAUACGCCAAGUCGUUGCUUCACGGCAAAUGUUACGACAGGUGGUAUGAUAAAUCAUUUUCGGUGGUGAUCUACCAAAAUGGGAAGAAUGGACUGAACGCUGAACACUCUUGGGCUGAUGCACCAACCGUGGCUCACCUGUGGGAGUUCACGCUAGCCACGGAUGCCUUCCAUCUGGGAUACACUGAGGAUGGCCACUGUAAGGGUGAAGUGGAUCGCUCAUUACCUCACCCCCAGAGGCUUAUCUGGGACAUCACACCAGAGGUUCACGCCCAAGUGUGUAGCUCUCUAGCUGUUGCCAAGGCUUUGGCUGACGAUGUGGACUGUCACGUGUUCCCCUUCAGAGACUUUGGCAAAGGCCGAAUUAAGAAGCUUCGAGUCAGCCCGGACGCGUUUAUUCAGAUUGCGUUACAGUUAGCGUACUACAGGGAUCGCGGCGGUUUCUGUCUGACUUACGAGGCGUCCAUGACCCGUCUCUUCAGGGAAGGACGGACGGAGACGGUGCGAUCCUGCUCCAAUGAAAGCAGUGCCUUUGUCAAAGCUUUGGAGAGUGGCGAGAGCGAAGAACAAUGUCAGCAACUCUUUCGACUGGCUUCAGAGAAACACCAAAAUCUUUAUCGAUUGGCUAUGACUGGAGCUGGAAUCGAUAGACAUCUCUUCUGCCUGUACAUCGUCUCCAAAUAUCUGGGAGUGGAAUCACCGUUUCUAAAAGAGGUCUUGUCAGAGCCUUGGCGCCUCUCCACAAGUCAGACGCCGGUUCAGCAAAUGGAACUUUUCGACUUGAAGAACCACCCUGAUUUUGUAUCACUCGGCGGAGGAUUUGGACCUGUUGCUGAUGACGGUUACGGCGUUUCUUACAUCAUCGUGGGUGAAGAUAUGAUCAACUUCCAUGUGUCAUCCAAGCAUUCCUUUAAGGAAACUGACUCUCACAGGUUUGGCGCCCAGAUCAAAAAAGCUAUGCAAGACAUCAUGCGUGUCCUCUCUGCUGACACCAAAACUUCUCCAGGUUCCAAAGCCGCAUCCCAGAAUCAGCCUAAGAAUUAAAUACACAAUACAAACAUAUAUAAAUAUUGCCCUCACCAACUUCUGGUGAAGAUCCAAUUCUGUAGGUGACACCUCCAAAAAAAAAAAAGAUGCUGAAUGUUUAAGCCAGUGAUUUUAGAAAUAACGUGACACGUCUCUUUUAAAGAGGCAGAGAAGAUAAAAUUGAAGCAGAUUACUAUGGCCCAGUUUCUCUUUUCGAGGAUGUGGUUCAAGAUGUUCAAGUGGCAACAAUUCUUUGCGCCUCUUGAAAGAUUUCCUGGAAAUCACAAAUAUGACCUGACAUCAUGCCCGCGAUGCAAUAUCACUGCAGCUUUAUUUGAUGCUUUUCAAGUGCCAUGCAACACUUGUAACAGACUGCAAAUGUUUUGACCUCACGCUGGACUGAUCAAAGCCAACCAGAUUUUUUUUAUUGUUUGUAUACGUUUGGUUUAUUUGAGAUGAAGCGGAGACAGUGUUUUAGUGUUCCUUAUUUAAGUCAAUGUAAGAGUGUUGGCCUUAAUUCUGGGCUUUACUACUGUAGCGUGAAAUGUUGAAAAUGGUCAGUCUUAACUCUCGUCAGUAAUUUUUACUCACGCGAAUAUGGUACUGUAUUUCCUCAAAACGGUUACCGCCUUUCCGUUUUUUAUAAGUUGCCAAAUGCCAACGCGUUGGAGCUUGGAGGGCAUGGAGGGUGAUUUAGAGGCACUCGUGCGUGUUGGAAGAAGUGCCAUGUCAUUGCAAGGUGCCAUGACGAGGAAGUCUUGUAUUUUGUGAAAGGCCCUUUUUUAUAAUGACUCCUUUUCUAUUUGGAUUUGUUAGCCACUGAUAGGAUCUGUCUGAUAAAAAGUCAGAAAACCGAUUAGGGAACAAAUUGUUGGCUGUUAAUUGCGCAAUAUCAUUCAUUAUGAAAUGAAAACUAAGUAAGUUGAGUAAUUGAAUUGGGUUCAAAGUUUUUUUUCAUGUCGGUAUCACUGAUCAUUCAUUUUUCACAUUUUCACCUUCCUGGAAUUGCGUGUUUAAACGAACUACAAGGCUAAUAUAAAUGCUUAGAUAUUGUUUAUGACUUAGUUUGGUGGGUUUUUCUUUUUCAUGUACUUGUUGCAUUUGACCUAUAAAUAAUUGAUGGCCUUUGUAUAGGGUUUUGUGUAACUUUAUUUCAUGUUAUUUAAAUGUCCAUUGGUUCCUUUUUGAACUUUCAUCUCUUCUUGAUUUUUUUUUUAGCAUAUGGUAAUGGAAUGUUGCCUGAAAUAAAAUAAAUCCUUGACCUUAUUGUAAA
Molecule: messenger RNA, 3770 nt
Organism: Syngnathus typhle (broad-nosed pipefish)
Lineage: Eukaryota; Metazoa; Chordata; Actinopteri; Syngnathiformes; Syngnathidae
Gene: cpt1a2b
Product: carnitine palmitoyltransferase 1A2b
Exons: 19
Coding region: 161-2515 (784 amino acids)
Biological process (GO): carnitine metabolic process; fatty acid metabolic process
Cellular component (GO): mitochondrion
Molecular function (GO): carnitine O-palmitoyltransferase activity
Source: RefSeq, a predicted model, not a curated record